AUAGUUAUUGUUCUGACUAUAGCAGAAAUUUUAAAAAAUCAAUUGAUUUUGUUGAAUUAUGUUUUUUUCAUUCAUUCAUAUAAAAAAUGACUGCAAUAUGUUAAUUUAUUUUAACAGCAAUAGCCACUGUGUCAGUGUAUUCCAUUUUACAAAGAUAGGUUAGACCACGGUUAGACCCACAAAAACUAUCAACAGUGUCAGCUGGCAGCAACGCAUGCGCGUAUAUAACGCGUACAUAAUGCGCAUGCGUUAACCCGUACACUACCUGCAACAGCGCCGCUCGAGAGGAACCCUCUUUCCCGACACUUUUACGGACGUGCCCGAUUGCCGAGAUUGGACUCUUUCCCUAUAGUCUCCUUGCCCUGGCUGCUCCUCAGAUUGCUACUAGAACCUCUCCCCACCACGCGCUCCGUCAUUCCCGUUCAUCCGCUGACCUGACCAAUCGAACGGAACAGCAGCAGUAGCAGCAGCAGCAGCAAAGACACCGGGGAGAUGUAUGACAUUCACAACGGGUAUUCCUUUCCACUCGUAUCCUCUUUUCGUCGUUGCGGUAUUAUUCAUUGAACCGUUAUCCCAACCAACUUGAGCGUUCGUUUACUUGUUCGCCCAUCAGCUAUAUUUAAAAAUCAUUCGUGUCUUAUAUUCCGUUGGUUAAUCGUCUCUGUUCGUGCGACAUGGAACAUCAUUCGAAGACAAGUACAGUAACUUGCGUAGCGCCGGUUAAUAUUGCGGUUAUCAAAUACUGGGGCAAACGCGAUGAUGAACUUAUCCUACCGAUCAAUGAUUCCAUCAGCGCCUCGUUGGACAUUGAACAGCUCUGCGCAAAAACUACGGUCAUGACGAGUCCCGAUUUCGAAAAUGACCGUAUUUGGUUGAACGGCCGGGAAGCGUCCAUGGACAAUAAGAGACUGCAAAAUUGUCUGCUGGAAGCUAAAAAUAAAAGUGCGUUGUCGAAGGAUGAAAUGAAAUCGUGGAAAGUGCACAUAUGCUCGGUAAACAAUUUUCCAACAGCCGCCGGAUUAGCAUCGAGCGCGGCUGGUUAUGCCUGCUUGAGCGUUGCGCUCGCAAAAUUAUUCAAAUACGAGGGUAACGUAAGCGCAUUGGCGAGGAUCGGAUCGGGCUCGGCGUGCAGAAGUACGUACGGAGGAUUCGUCAGAUGGUAUAUGGGGGAAAAGCCAACGGGAGCGGACAGCGUAGCGAAGCAAAUAGUACCGUCCUCGUAUUGGCCGGAAAUGAGAAUAUUAAUAUUGGUUACGAGCGAAGAUAAAAAGGCGGUAUCGAGCGCUAUUGCAAUGAAAAGAGGUGUAGAAACGUCUGAAUUUUUGAAAUAUCGGGCGAAAAGCAUUGUUCCGAAGCGCGUCGAGGAGAUGGAGAGGGCAAUAAUGGAAAAAAAUUUCGUACGAUUUGCCGAAUUGACAAUGAAAGAUUCCAAUUCGUUUCACGCUGUCGCCGUAGACACCUUUCCUCCUUGUCAUUAUCUCAAUGACGCCUCACGAGCUAUAAUCGAUUUGGUUCACGCGUACAAUUCCGCAAUUGGAUCAACCAGAAUCGCUUACACCAACGAUGCCGGACCAAACACGGUUCUUUAUCUAUUGGAAGAAGACGUUCCUCGAGUCAUCAGCGUCAUUCAACACUUUUUGCCUCCAGCUAUCGAACAAGCCCCCUAUCACCAGGAAAAAUAUUUUCGCGGUGAAAAAAUCAUUCCUGCCGAGCUGUCCCAAAAUUAUUUACUAAAUAUUCCUUUCUCCGUACAAUCAGCAGGUUUAUUGAAAUAUAUUAUAUAUACUCGCAUAGGCGAUGGUCCCAAAUACCUCGAUGAUCCUAAUCAACAUUUGCUUGAUAAUCGAGGAUUUCCCAUCAUCCCAUGAUAUUUAUUACUUUUUCACUGGCGCUGGCACUCGCUUAUCCGCGCAUCUUAUUCCACUGUGAAAUUCAACGAUCCUUCUAAUUAUUAUGGCGCGAAUAAACGCUCUCGUUAUUAUGAUUUUAA
Messenger RNA from Venturia canescens, 1990 nucleotides. RefSeq names its product mevalonate diphosphate decarboxylase (gene Mvd). The coding region runs from base 675 to 1868 and encodes 397 amino acids. Gene Ontology annotation, biological process: isopentenyl diphosphate biosynthetic process, mevalonate pathway; isoprenoid biosynthetic process. Gene Ontology annotation, cellular component: cytosol. Gene Ontology annotation, molecular function: diphosphomevalonate decarboxylase activity; ATP binding. The transcript has 6 exons. The record is from RefSeq and is a predicted model, not a curated record. Lineage: Eukaryota; Metazoa; Arthropoda; Insecta; Hymenoptera; Ichneumonidae.